Messenger RNA from Sus scrofa (pig), 1484 nucleotides. It is a transcript of the gene DCN, whose product is annotated as decorin. The record is from RefSeq and is marked validated. NCBI's taxonomy places the organism in Eukaryota, Metazoa, Chordata, Mammalia, Artiodactyla, Suidae. Gene Ontology annotation, molecular function: protein binding.
AUUUUUUAACUGUGCUAUGGAGUAGAAGCAGGAGGUUUUCAACCUAGUGACAGUCAGAGCAGCACCUACCCCCUCCUUCUUUCCACACCUGCAAACUCUUGCUUGGGCUGAAUAUUUAGUGUAAUUACAUCUCAGCUUUGAGGGCUCCUGUGGCAAAUCCCCGGAUUAAAAGGUUCCUUGGUUGUGAAAAUACAUGAGAUAAAUCAUGAAGGCAACUAUCAUCUUCCUCUUGCUUGCACAAGUUUCCUGGGCUGGACCAUUUCAACAGAAAGGCUUAUUUGACUUUAUGCUAGAAGAUGAGGCUUCUGGGAUAGGCCCAGAAGACCGCUUUCCUGAAGUUCCUUUAGAGCCUCUGGGACCCAUGUGUCCCUUCCGCUGUCAAUGCCAUCUUCGAGUUGUCCAAUGUUCUGAUUUGGGUCUGGACAAAGUGCCCAAAGAUCUUCCACCUGACACUGCCCUGCUGGAUCUGCAAAACAACAAAAUAACUGAAAUCAAAGAUGGAGACUUUAAGAACCUGAAGAACCUUCAUACACUGAUUCUCAUCAACAACAAAAUUAGCAAAAUCAGCCCUGGAGCAUUUGCACCUUUGGUGAAAUUGGAACGACUUUAUCUAUCCAAGAAUCAACUGAAGGAAUUGCCAGAGAAAAUGCCCAAAACUCUUCAGGAGCUGCGUGUCCAUGAGAAUGAGAUCACCAAAGUGCGAAAGGCUGUGUUCAAUGGAUUGAACCAGAUGAUCGUCGUAGAACUUGGCACCAACCCGCUGAAGAGCUCAGGCAUUGAAAACGGAGCUUUCCAGGGAAUGAAGAAGCUCUCCUACAUCCGCAUCGCUGACACCAACAUUACCACCAUCCCUCAAGGUCUUCCUCCUUCCCUUACUGAAUUACAUCUUGAUGGCAACAAAAUCAGCAAAGUUGAUGCAGCUAGCCUAAAAGGACUGAAUAAUUUGGCUAAGUUGGGACUGGGUUUCAAUAGCAUCUCAACUGUUGACAAUGGCUCUCUGGCCAACACUCCUCAUUUGAGGGAACUUCAUCUGAACAACAACAAGCUUAACAAAGUGCCUGGUGGGCUGGCAGAGCAUUACAUCCAGGUUGUCUACCUUCAUAACAACAACAUCUCUGCAGUCGGCUCUAAUGACUUCUGCCCGCCUGGAUACAACACCAAAAAGGCUUCUUAUUCGGGGGUGAGCCUUUUCAGCAACCCAGUCCAGUACUGGGAGAUCCAGCCAUCCACCUUCCGAUGUGUCUAUGUGCGCUCUGCCAUUCAGCUCGGAAACUACAAGUAGCUCCCAAGAAAGCCCUCAUUUUUAUAACCUGGCAAAAAUCCCGUUAAGGUCAUUGCUCAAAAAUAAAAAAUAAUAAAAAAAAGAAAGCUAGAUAUUGAAAACCUAACUUCAAUGUGGAUGUUUUUCCCACAUGACCUAUUAUUCGUAAAGCCAAAUAUUCAGUUUAAAUAAUUGCCUAUAAUAAAAAAAUAUUUUGCCUGUC